GAAUGGAAGUUUUAGUUUAUCUUUUUCUACGUUUCUGGAAGAAAUGGCGGGAGUUUGGAUCUGGGGUAUUAUUGACUUUCGGUUUCUUGGGGCUGCAUCGUUUGAGUAUAGUUUUUGUCUCACUAGAUGUCUCUUUUAUGUUUCAGAUCUACCAAGAUAUAGACGUUGCCUCUAGAGAAAAACGAAGACAAUGUUGCCUCAGAAGCAAGCAGAAGAAGCAAUAGUCUCCAACUUUAGCGAGACGGAGCUUGAAACCAGAGAUGAAGAAAAAGAAGAAGAAGAACAAUCAAUGUUUAGUGUUAAGAACCUCCUCUGGCAUGGUGGCUCUGCUUGGGAUGCCUGGUUCAGCUGCGCCUCCAAUCAAGUGGCGCAAGUGCUGUUGACACUGCCUUAUUCCUUCUCUCAAUUGGGUAUGCUGUCAGGAAUUCUGCUUCAGGUUUUCUAUGGACUGAUGGGAAGUUGGACUGCAUAUCUCAUCAGUGUACUCUAUAUAGAGUAUAGAAGCAGGAAGGAGAAAGAGAACGUCAGCUUCAAGAACCAUGUCAUCCAGUGGUUUGAAGUGCUUGACGGGCUGCUGGGUCCAUACUGGAAGGCAGUUGGACUUGCCUUCAACUGUACUUUCCUCUUAUUCGGAUCUGUCAUACAACUUAUAGCUUGCGCAAGUAAUAUUUACUACAUCAAUGACAAACUGGACAAGAGGACAUGGACCUAUAUUUUUGGAGCUUGCUGCGCAACCACAGUUUUCAUACCCUCCUUUCAUAACUAUCGUAUUUGGUCUUUUAUAGGCCUUGGGAUGACCACCUAUACGGCCUGGUACUUGGCCAUAGCUGCCUUUGUUCACGGCCAGGCUGAGGGCGUGACGCACAGCGGUCCAACAAAGCUAGUGCUCUACUUCACCGGAGCCACCAACAUUCUCUACACCUUUGGCGGACAUGCUGUGACUGUGGAAAUCAUGCAUGCAAUGUGGAAGCCUCAAAAAUUCAAGUACAUAUACUUGUUUGCCACAUUGUACGUAUUUACCCUAACCAUUCCAUCCGCUUCAGCCGUCUACUGGGCGUUCGGGGACCAGCUCCUCAACCAUUCCAAUGCCUUCUCUCUCCUCCCUAAGUCCGGUUUCCGUGACGCCGCCGUCAUCUUAAUGCUUAUUCACCAGUUUAUAACAUUUGGGUUUGCUUGUACGCCAUUGUACUUCGUGUGGGAGAAAGUGAUAGGGAUGCAUGACACAAGAAGCAUUUGUUUGAGGGCGCUGGCAAGGCUGCCAGUGGUGAUUCCUAUCUGGUUCCUUGCGAUCAUCUUCCCAUUCUUUGGGCCAAUAAACUCUGCAGUUGGUGCUCUUUUGGUUAGCUUCACCGUCUACAUCAUCCCAGCUAUGGCCCAUAUGCUCACCUACAGAAAAGCCUCAGCUCGACAGAAUGCUGCAGAAAAGCCUCCAUUCUUCAUGCCAAGCUGGACUGCAAUGUAUGCUUUCAACGCCUUUAUUGUGGUGUGGGUUCUGGUAGUUGGAUUUGGGUUCGGUGGAUGGGCUAGCAUGACCAAUUUCAUCAAGCAAAUUGACACUUUCGGGUUGUUUGCGAAGUGCUAUCAAUGCAAGCCUCCAACACCAGCAGGAGCAUCAGCUGCACCGCACCAUUGAGCUGACUCUUUAUAAACAACCCAAUCUGAAAUUUAAACCCCCCCCCCCCCCUCCAAAAAAAGGAAAGACCAAAAAAAGAAACAAAACCCAAAAAUGAAUUCCCUGUUUUUCCUCUAUAUCUUGUAUCAUACAUGGGGAGAUAGCAAUAUCUUCCCUACAUGUGAUGUGUGCUGGAUUUUGCCUUUUGUAUGUCUAUUUUUUUCUCUCUUUCUCUUAAAUUAGUUUAUAAUUAAAAAAUAGUGUGAUGGAUUGUGAUGAUUCCAUCGCUAUCAAAGCAUGGGUCUAAUUAAAUCAGAUAAAAGAGUAUAUGUUUAGCUUUCUCCCUCCUUUCUAAUCCUUCUUUUGUUGAGAUAAUAUAAAAUCUUGC
This is a messenger RNA of Durio zibethinus, 2000 nucleotides long. Lineage: Eukaryota; Viridiplantae; Streptophyta; Magnoliopsida; Malvales; Malvaceae. The record is from RefSeq and is a predicted model, not a curated record.